AUGGCUACUAUAGCAUAUAGCAAGUAUGACAAGCAAUUAGAGAUGAAUGACCAGAAUAAUACCUCAAUGACAAAAAUAAGAGAGGUUGAGAGUAUCGGCGCCGGCCUGGACUUUGCUGGGAUUGAUGUCGUUAUGGUCAAAUCCGCAAUUGAGCGUGUCUCCAGAGGCUUAUCUGUCGACGGACCAGAAGCAAUGGCUGUGGUUGGACUUAUGCAGCGUGCUCAGACUUUGCGAGCUACGCUAGAAACAGCGAGGAAGGAAGGUGCCGAUUGUUAUACCCGUUUCAUGCCCCUCGCGCAGUCGAUAAUGGAUGCUAUCAUAAGUCAAGCGUUGGUCAAGUCGAUACAGCAAGUGAUAGAUGAUGAUGGCUCUGUCAAGGACUCUGCGAGUUCUGAAUUGAAACGUUACAGAGAUCAAGUUCGGGCGCUCGACAGGAAGUUAUUACAACUGAUGGACAAGUUAACAAGAGAAGAUAAGAGUCAAGGUUCCACCAUGGAAGUUUGCAGUAUUAAUGGAAGAUGGUGCAUGAAAACAAUGGGUGAUAGGGUUACAUCUUUUGAAGGAUUAUUGUUGACCAGUGGCUCAGGUGCUGCCAGUUUCAUGGAGCCAAUAGUUGCUGUCUCCCUGAAUGAUGAAUUACAACAAGCAAGAGCUUUAGUAUCCAAGGCUGAAGAAGAUGUACUCUCAAAAUUAAGUGAUAAGAUACUGGGAGAACUUAGUCACAUUCAAAACUUGUUGCGCAUCAUAAUUCAACUGGAUAUUGUCGGUGCCCGAGCUAAGUACAGUAUUGCAUAUGAUGGUACAAUUCCAGAGUUAUGUUUACCAGGUGAUAUGAACAUCAAUGAUGGCGACUUUCCUGUGCACAAGUCUUUCAAAAGGAAUUCCUUUUCUGAUCUUCCUCAAAGGGAGUGGAAAUUAUACAUGCGGAAAGCUUACCACCCUUUGUUACUUAGACAACAUCGGGAGAGUCUAAACAAAGCCAGGAAGGAUAUUGCUGUUGCUACUGCUGAUAUAAGGAGGAAGAAAUUGCAAGGGAACAAUCCUACAACACAAGAUAAUAUUGAGUUACGUCUUUCCUUCUUGAAAAACAGAGUUUUGGAAUUGGAAAAGGAACCUCCUGUCCCUGUGGAUUUUGUUGUUUCUACGAAAACCAUUGUGCUGGUGAUUACUGGGCCAAACACUGGGGGCAAAACUAUCAGUCUAAAGACAGUUGGCCUAGCAUCUUUGAUGGCUAAGGCAGGUCUUUAUGUGCUGGCAUCUGAACCUGUGAAAAUUCCAUGGUUUGAUGCAAUUUUUGCUGAUAUUGGCGAUGAGCAGUCCCUCACCCAGUCAUUGUCUACUUUUUCUGGCCACUUAAAACAGAUCAGUGCUCUCCGUGCACAGUCAACAAACAAGUCACUGGUGCUUCUAGAUGAAGUUGGUGCAGGAACAAAUCCACUUGAAGGAGCAGCCUUGGGCAUGUCACUUCUAGAAUCUUUUGCUGAAUAUGGUUCUUUUUUAACGAUAGCUACAACACAUCAUGGAGAACUGAAAACUUUGAAGUACAGUAAUGAUGCGUUUGAGAACGCUUGUGUAGAAUUUGAUGAAAGGAGCUUAAAGCCAACAUAUAAGAUUCUCUGGGGAAUACCAGGUCGUUCAAAUGCCAUUAAUAUUGCUGAAAGAUUAGGGUUAUCCAAUCACAUAUUAGAAAAAGCACGCAAGCUACAUGGAACAUCUGGUGCUGAAAUCAAUGAAGUCAUAGUUGACAUGGAGACUUUUAAACAAGAUUUUCAGCAACAUCUUCGAGAGGCAGAACACUAUUUGAUGUUGUCAAGGAAGCUUCAUGAUGAUCUUUUGAUGGCAAAGCAGACUAUUUCUGAACACAGUGUCGUCCAGAGGAACAGAAAACUUAAAGCAGUCUCGGAGACUGCAACCGUAGCACGUUCUAUCCUUCGCAGUAAGCUGCAACAGUUUCGGGAGUCGGCAAUAGCCCAAAAGUCGUCGCAGAUUUCUAAAACAGGUGAUAGUGGACCGUCGAGUGGAAGUACCAAAACGUUGCGAUCAUCUGACAUUGUCAAUAAGAAAAUUGGAUCUUCAAGCCCCCUUCAACUUUCUAAUGAGAAGCAAAAUGUAAUUCCAGAGGUCGGUCAUACAGUUUUUGUUCCGUCCCUGGGAAAACAAGCCAGGGUGCUAAAAGUGGAGGCAUCCAAAGGAGAGAUAACAGUUCAAGCCAGUAACAUGAAGUUGAGAUUAAAAUUGAGUGAUGUUCAGGGUCGAACUAGUUGACCAAACCUUUUGCUAGAUUGCAACUUUUUUUUUUUUUUUUUUUGACUACAGACAUUUGUACAAUUUUUAAAGAAGGGUUGGGGUCUUAUGGUACUUGAUGAUUGUAUUUGAGUUUACCAUCCAGUUCCUAUUCUAUGGUCUCAGUAUUUCCACUUUUUAA
Messenger RNA from Asparagus officinalis (garden asparagus), 2425 nucleotides. RefSeq names its product endonuclease MutS2. Gene Ontology annotation, molecular function: ATP binding; mismatched DNA binding; ATP hydrolysis activity. Gene Ontology annotation, biological process: negative regulation of DNA recombination; mismatch repair. The transcript is spliced from 20 exons. Lineage: Eukaryota; Viridiplantae; Streptophyta; Magnoliopsida; Asparagales; Asparagaceae. The coding region runs from base 1 to 2265 and encodes 754 amino acids. The record is from RefSeq and is a predicted model, not a curated record.